Messenger RNA from Onychostruthus taczanowskii (white-rumped snowfinch), 1444 nucleotides. It is a transcript of the gene TMEM183A, whose product is annotated as transmembrane protein 183A. Gene Ontology annotation, cellular component: SCF ubiquitin ligase complex. The coding region runs from base 53 to 1159 and encodes 368 amino acids. Gene Ontology annotation, molecular function: protein binding. The record is from RefSeq and is a predicted model, not a curated record. NCBI's taxonomy places the organism in Eukaryota, Metazoa, Chordata, Aves, Passeriformes, Passeridae. The transcript has 8 exons. Gene Ontology annotation, biological process: regulation of protein stability.
GGGGCGGGCGCUGUGGCGCUGUCCCCGCUGUCCCCGCGGGGCCCGGCCGGACAUGGCCCCGCGCGGCCGCCCCGCCGCCGCCGCCAUGCCCCGCAGGGGCGCCCGCAAACGCCUCAAGUUUCGCGCCGACGACGUGUGCUCCGAGCGGGUGACGGUGGCAGAUUAUGCCAACUCAGACCCAGCUGUUGUGAAGUCUGGGCGGGUGAAGAAGGCUGUGGCCAACGCAGUGCAGCAGGAAGUAAAAUCCCUGUGUGGUUUGGAAGCUUCCUGUGUCCCUACUGAGGAAGUUCUCUCCGUGUCAGGAGAGUCCUGUGACAGCAGUGAUGAGAUGGAUACCAAGGAGAGCAUCAACGGGAGGGCUGCCUCGAGGAAAAAGAAGAGCAAAAGGCACAAAGAAGAUGCCGAAGGGGGAGGAGGAGAGGAAUAUCCCAUCGACAUCUGGCUGCUCCUGGCUUCCUACAUCCGCCCUGAGGACAUCGUCCGGUUCUCUCUGAUCUGCAAGAAAGCCUGGACUGUCACUUGCACUGCUGCCUUUUGGACCAGGCUCUACAGAAGGCACUACAGCCUGGACGCGUACCUGCCCCUGCGCCUGCGCCCCGAGUCCAUGGAGAAGCUGCACUGCCUGCGCGCCUGCGUCAUCCGCUCCCUGUUCCACAUGUACGAGCCCUUCGCCGCCCGCCUCUCCAGGAACCCAGCCAUCCCAGACAGUACUCCCAGCACUUUAAAGAAUUCCAGAUGUCUGCUUUUCUGGUGCAAAAAGAUUGUAGGGAACAGACAAGAAGCAAUGUGGGAAUUCAACUUCAAGUUCAAAAAGCAGUCUCCCAGAUUUAAGAGCAAGUGUUGCAAAGGUCUCCAGCCCCCAAUCCAGUAUGAGGAAGUGCACACAAACCCUGAUCAGGAUUGCUGCCUACUGCAGAUCACCACCUUCAACUUCAUCUUUGUGCCAAUCGUCAUGGGCAUGACCUUCACCUUGUUCUCCAUCUCGGUGAGCACGGACAUGCGGCACCACCGCGUGCGCCUGGUGUUCCAGGACACGCCCGUGCGCAACGGGAAGAAGCCGCGCAUGGAGCAGGGGGUGCAGGUGGUGCUGGACCCUGUGCACAGUGUCAGGCUCCUGGACUGGUGGCACCCACAGUACCCCUUCUCCCCAAAGGCUUAGUGCUCUCCUGAGGCUGCAGGAGCCCACAGGGGACUGAAUCUGGCAGGCUGAAGAGAAUUUCUAGGAACCAGGAAAUCCUAUUUUUAUUUCUGAAAUAAAUUCUGCAGUCUCCUUGCAAGUGGUUGAAGCUGCUGAGCUAGUUUGUAUGUAUAUAACUUCUGGUCAGUAAUGAGCAGAGCUGAGUGUAAAGCAGAAACUAUUUGUAAACACACUUUUAUGUAAAAUUGACAUUUUAUGAUUUGAAAGGAGCUCCCUGGAACUGUUCAUUUAAAAUCCUUUUGGUGC